GGAUCCUCAACUUCUCAUAAUACAGCAUGCAUUAGUUGGAACUCUGGAGAGUCAGGCUCUUACAUCCUCGGUGGGCUAUUUCAAGGCGUGCCUGAGCAGAUUGAAGGAUUGUCAAAGUAAAGCUAAGGACUGUCAUAAUAGGGGAGAAAGGUGAGAGAUGGCGCUAUGCGGGAUGGUUGCCAACAUAACACAGCUCCUAGGGGUGGACUUAUUUGGGCUGAUCAGCAUGAUCGAGAAGGCUGCGCAGACGGUAAGCCAGAAUGAGGAGGCGUGCAGACGGAUCACUGACCGUGCAUCGAUGAUCAAGAAUCGGCUGGAACAGUUACAGCAAGUCUCAAGAUCCUUCGAGCACCUGGAGAUGUGGAAGCCGAUGAAGGGGCUGAAGAGCACCCUCCGCAGAGCAUACCGGCUCAUCAUAGGCUAUCAGCAUAGCAGCUACAUGUACAAGUUCUGCUGUGGAUCUGAUCUCGCCAAGGAGUUUGAGUCAGUGCAGAAGGAUAUGGAUCUCUGGAAUCAGCAUCUGACUGAUUUGAAAAUGGACAUCCAGUUCGAACUCACAGUUGUUGACACGGGGAGCUUGCAUGGAAAAAGGAACAUCAUCAAGCAGGAUGGUGCUCAUUUACCUCCUGCUGGGUCGCCAGCUAGUCAUUUGAACAACAAUGACAGGGGAAAACUGGUUGGCGAUUUAGGACAGUUUCAAUUGCUUGCAGAUCCAUCAGAUAUUGUUGAAGAUUUUACAAUAAAGAGCCAAAUAUCAAGGUGCUGCUGUUGGUGUCCCAACAUCAGCUACAAAGGAACAGAUCUUACCAAGUUCGGUUUCUCUCAGUUGGCACAUGCGACAAAUUACUUCUCACUGGAAAAUAAAAUUGGAUUCGGUGGCUCCAGCUAUGUUUACAAGGGCCAGCUAAAAAUGGGACUCGAGGUCGCAGUCAAAAGAGCAUCAUAUGAAGGGAAAAUUCCAUUUAAACACUUUCAAAAUGAAAUUGAGCUAAUUCCAAAGCUUCAGCAUGCAAAUAUAGUUAAGCUUCAAGGAUAUUGUAUCCGAAAGGGAGAAAGGAUCUUGGUAUUUGAGUAUAUGCCAAACGGAAGCUUGGAUUCCUUCAUAUAUGAAGGUGAGAGAGCAAGGGAGUCACUUGAGUGGCCAAAGCGCCGUCAAAUAAUCGAAGGGAUAGCUCAGGGAGCUAAGUAUCUGCAUCAAUUGUGUGAGCCACACAUAAUUCACGGGGAUUUAAAGCCAGGCAAUAUACUCUUGGAUUCUGACUUCAUCCCUAAGAUUUGCGACUUUGGGAUAUCGAAAGCACUAAAGCCGGGUGCAGAUGAGGACUGCACUGGCAUUGUAACAGGCUCACGGGGGUUCAUUGCACCUGAAUAUAUCAGGCAAGGCUGUUUAUCCAAAAAGUCUGAUGUGUACAGCUUUGGAGUUACCCUUCUUCAGAUCAUUAGCAGGAAGAGGCUCCCUCCACCUCCGCUAGAACUAUCAGCUGAAUCACGUCACUAUGGGCCUCUUAAUAAAUGGGCGUGGGACUUAUGUGCAGCAGGAGAGCUGCUGGAGUUCAUCGAUCCAUCGCUGCAUGACAAGCGUCAAAAUGCCGAGAUAAUGAGAUGGGUUAAGAUAGCACUGCUAUGCGUUCAGGAGGAUCCAGAGAAGCGACCGAGCAUGUCCGAUGUUCUUGAAAUGCUGGGCUCUGAGGACGACAUCCAGAUACAACCCAGCCGACCUGCUUACUACUGAAAAAGAGAUUUCAUAUGCUGGUUAAGCUCAAGCUGAAGAUCAACAAUUUGAGCUGAAACUGGACCGAGCUGAAACAUAAUGUAUGCAUGUAUUCUCUGACGGCUGAUGCUACAGUACCAUAACUUCCAUUAGAAAAAAAAACAUUUAUUGUUCUGCAUUUUGUGGUGUUGCUUCACAUUAGAAAAAAAAACUCUCAAGUUAGUAAUUCUCUAUGAAUGUGCCAGUGGUUUUGUUUUC
Molecule: messenger RNA, 1969 nt
Organism: Setaria italica (foxtail millet)
Lineage: Eukaryota; Viridiplantae; Streptophyta; Magnoliopsida; Poales; Poaceae
Product: cysteine-rich receptor-like protein kinase 19
Exons: 10
Coding region: 158-1732 (524 amino acids)
Biological process (GO): cell surface receptor signaling pathway; protein phosphorylation
Molecular function (GO): protein kinase activity; ATP binding
Source: RefSeq, a predicted model, not a curated record